Prosopis cineraria is the source of this 1500-nucleotide messenger RNA. RefSeq lists its product as uncharacterized. NCBI's taxonomy places the organism in Eukaryota, Viridiplantae, Streptophyta, Magnoliopsida, Fabales, Fabaceae. The annotation marks the transcript as partial. The transcript is spliced from 9 exons. Gene Ontology annotation, molecular function: RNA endonuclease activity. The record is from RefSeq and is a predicted model, not a curated record.
CGAAGAACCGAUUCACUGUCCCGCAACGAACGCUCUAGAUCCACUUGGGCCGAGGUUGUGUCCGGAGAUCAGGAUAACGACGAAGGCGGGGGUGAUCGCAGACAUGGGUACGGUGGAAAUAACUGGAAUAAAGAGGAGCGAUCUCGUCCUGAGCAGGAGUGGGAAGUUGACAGUUCCAGACUUUCAACCAGACCCCACAAGGAUCAAUAUCGUCCCGGGCAAGAAAAUAGGCAAGACGAUAUUUACAAGACUUCGUACAAGCCCCAUAAGGAACAGUAUAGUCCCCAGCAGGAGAAGUGGGAAGCUGAGAAUUGUAACACUUCGAGCAGACCCCAAACGCUGGAUGAAGAAAAUGACGGUGGAUGGCAAAGUGUUGGCAAGAAACCUCCAAGGAAGUCACACAAGAUUAUAAAGGACCACUGGGGUGGUUAUAAAGUACCUGCUGACGAGCAAGAAUACUCAAAUGACAUUGAAAUUGGUGCCACUCUUGAGCCCUCUGAAGACGAACUUGCUGAUUUGUCACAAGCUUGUAGUAAACUUUGGGAUCUUGAUUUGGCCCGUUUGGUGCCUGGCAAAGAUUAUGAAAUUGAUUGCGGUGAAGGGAAAAAGGUUUGCCAGAAUGAAGAUAUGGCACAAGGGAACCUUUUUACCUGGGUUUGUGAUGACGCGUUCAGAAAGCCUACAUUUGCUCGUUUUUGUUCACUUCUAGAUAACUACAAUCCUCAGCAAGGAUACAAGGAAGUUGUCACAUCUGAAGAGAGACAAGAGCAAGCUGCUUUCAUAGAAGAAAUCUGCAGAACAGCACCGGUCAAAUAUCUUCAUAAGUAUCUUGUAUCAAAGGGCAUUGCAUCGGGGAGUUACCAGGAUUUUAAAAGAAUGAUUAACAGUCUUUGGUUUGAACUUUAUUGUCGAGGUGGUACUUCUUGUUCUUCUUCUGCAUUUGAACACGUUUUUGUUGGAGAAAUCAAGCAAAAUGGAGAAGUUUCUGGCUUUCAUAACUGGCUUCAGUUGUACCUUGAAGAAGCAAAAGGGAGGGUUGAUUAUCAAGGCUACAUCUUUCCUCGUAGGCGGGGCGAUAUUCCAGAUUCUGAAACUCAGCUGCUGACGAUUCAGUUUGAAUGGAAUGGAGUUCUGAAAUCUUUGUCGAGCACUUUCGUUGGGGUGAGCCCAGAAUUCGAACUUGCCUUGUAUACUCUAUGUUUCUACGUGGGUGAGGAGGAUAAUCACAUUCAGCUUGGUCCAUAUUCAGUUAACAUCAAGUGCUAUCGAUUUGGUGACCGAAUCGGAUCUGUUUUUCCCCUCGCAGAAUAGCUGAAUAUUCAUCAAUGCACAUCUUAUAUAUUCUUAUUCGUCCAAGAGAUAGACCUUGCAGUUAUGACUCUGAAGGCUGUUGAUUAAAUAUUACAAGAUAGUUGUCAUAUAAAUAUGGAGAAAUUGGUGAUCAGAGGCUUCAGGGAGAUUCAUUACAUUCCUCUGAUUCUCUCUUAUUCCAUCUGGAAA